Molecule: messenger RNA, 1060 nt
Organism: Halichondria panicea
Lineage: Eukaryota; Metazoa; Porifera; Demospongiae; Suberitida; Halichondriidae
Exons: 5
Coding region: 187-657 (156 amino acids)
Source: RefSeq, a predicted model, not a curated record
AAAGGUCAGUGAGACUAAUUACCAGGAGUUUACCCCCUAGCGUCAGACUUCCGAGUACCCCAUUCCAAGGAAACUACCUAGUCUACUAAAUUUAGAGCACAGUGCAUAUAGUUAAGUGUAUAGCUAUAUCGGACUAUUAGUAGCGACAUCAUUUUUAUAUUGUCCGAUACCAAGAAGCAAUUGAUCAUGGCGACUAUAAAAGAAGCUCCAACUCUCUACGUCACAGUACCUAACGGAUAUCCAACUGAGCGUCAACAGCCAUUCAACUAUUCUCAACAACUACUUCAAACCAACCUUCUAUCACCAACCACAGCAGCAGCGAUGGCCAACAAGUUUGAGAAAGAAGAGAAAUUCGAAUACGACAGCAACACCGACAGUGACUCGGAGUGCAACAAUUCCAAGUCACGCUCGGGUAGCAAUUCACCGACUGCCGAGUUUGAAGAGCGAGUGUUUAAUGACACCACUGGCCGCAGUGGAGGACCCAAUGCUGCUGGCAUUAUCGAAUGUUACCAUGAGGUCUGCAAGAGUACUUCCAGACUCACCAUGGUUAAUUUCGAUUGUACACACUACAUAUUCCUUUGUGAGCAGUGUAUUGUUCGGUACUACUUCAGCUGCCCCGUACAUCCACAGUCAGCUCGGAUCCAGAGCACCUGCUAAGAAAUAUGAUAGAUGGCAUGAAUGCCUUGCACGUACAGUAGAAUAUAGUAGCUUACUUAUUUAUAUAACUAUAUAAAUGCAUUUUGUACAUCAUUUACUAUACGAUUUCUUGUUCUUUCUAUAAAAGCCUGACUACCUUCAAUGCUUUAAUUGUGAGAGGACAUGCAACCUGGACAUUGUCAUCUACAGUUGUGGACAUAGAAUCCUUCUUUGUAACAACUGCAUGCCUACAUACUAUAAUAAUUGCCCCUGGCACCCACAAUCACCGUGGACUAAGAUUAUUAGCGAUUUUAAGUAAAACACUUUUUGUGUACUUUUUAGAGUGAUUAUUUGAUACGUUGUGCAAUAGCGGCUUACCGCAGCUGAUCUUUCUAUUUUCUAUCAAUCAAAUGAAUACUUAUAA